Molecule: messenger RNA, 3149 nt
Organism: Closterium sp. NIES-67
Lineage: Eukaryota; Viridiplantae; Streptophyta; Zygnematophyceae; Desmidiales; Closteriaceae
Source: the annotation of a GenBank genome assembly
GCGGACUUCCAUCCUUCAGAUCUUCGAUUCUUUCUGGCCCAUCGCAACAUAGACGAUGACAACGACCCGUUCUGCAGUAGGGCUCAUGGUCGCGCUGGCACUUGCGACUUCAUGCGCGUCGGUCAUCGGAGUCCCCAUGAAGCAGCGGGACCCAUGCCUGCUGGACGGCGACAGCGCGUCGGCUGGUGUGGCACCGGGUGCCAUGCGGAGCGCUGGAGCAUAUGCAGCGACAGCUGCGAGCCCGCUCGGCGCGCCGGGCAGCAACAGCAGUGGGGAUGUAACGACGAGCAGCGCGCGCGGCACAAAAAGUACAAGCCUCGCAAGUAUAAAGGCAAGCAGCAAAAAAGGCAGCAGCAUAGGAACGGGCAGUAGCAGCAUGGGAAGCACGAGUGGCAGUGUUAGUAACAGCGGCGGCGGGACGGAGAGCAGUGGGUCGGGCAGCGACGCGGGAGAGAGCAGUGCGCCUGGCAAGGGAAGCGGCAGCACGGGCGCUGUGACAGGCACAGGCAGCACUGGCACGAACAAGGCGACUGACAGUACCAGCAGCACGGGCACGGCCAGUACCAGUACGACCAGCGGUACGGUAAAGGCCAGUAGCACUACGAGUAGCGGUACGGUAAAGGCCAGUAGCAGUACGAGCAGCGGUACGGGCAAGGGAAGUAACAGUACGAGCAGCGGUACGGUGAAGGCCAGUAGCAGUACGAUCAAUAGUACGGGCAAAGGCAGUAACACUACGAGCAGCAGUACGGGCAAGGCAAGUAACACUACAAGCAGCGGUACGGUAAAGGCCAGUAGCAGUACAACCAACAGUACGGACAAGGCCAGCAGCGCUACGAACAGCAGUACGGCAAAGGCCAGUAGCAGUACGACCAACAGUACGGGCAAAGGCAGCAACAGUACGAGCAGCAAUACGGGCAAGGCAAGUAACAGUACGAUCAGCAGUACGGGCAAGGCAACUAACAGUACUAGCAGCAGUACUGGCAAGGCCAGUAACAGUACGAACAGCAGUACGGCCAAGGCAAGUAACAGUACGAGCAGCGGUACGGUAACGGCCAGUAGCAGUACAACCAGCAGUACGGGCAAGGCAACUAACAGUACGAGCAGCAGUACGGGCAAGGCAACUAACAGUACUAGCAGCAGUACGGGCAAGGCCAGUAACAGUACGAACAGCAGUACGGCCAAGGCAAGUAACAGUACGAGCAGCGGUGCGGUAACGGCCAGUAGCAGUACAACCAGCAGUACGGGCAAGGCAACAAACAGUACGAGCAGCAGUACGGGCAAGGCAACUAACAGUACUAGCAGCAGUACGGGCAAGGCCAGUAACAGUACGAACAGCGGUACGGUAACGGCCAAUAGCAGUACAACCAGCAGUACGGGCAAGGCAACUAACAGUACGAGCAGCAGUACGGGCAAGGCAACUAACAGUACGAGCAGCGGUACGGUAACGGCCAAUAGCAGUACAACCAGCAGUACGGGCAAGGCAACUAACAGUACGAGCAGCAGUACGGGCAAGGCAACUAACAGUUCUAGCAGCAGUACGGGCAAGGCCAGUAACAGUACGAACAGCAGUACGGCCAAGGCAAGUAACAGUACGAGCAGCGGUGCGGUAACGGCCAGUAGCGGUACAACCAGCAGUACGGGCAAGGCAAGUAACAGUACGAGCAGCAGUACGGGCAAGGCAACUAACAGUACUAGCAGCAGUACGGGCAAGGCCAGUAACAGUACGAACAGCAGUACGGCCAAGGCAAGUAACAGUACGAGCAGCGGUACGGUAACGGCCAGUAGCAGUACAACCAGCAGUACUGGCAGGGCAACUAACAGUUCGAGCAGCGGUACGGGCAAAGGCAUUACUAACAGUACGAGCAGCAGCACGGUAAAGGGAAGCCCUAGCACCAGCAAGAACAGCAGCAGCACAAGCAGCGGGGCGACUAAGGGCGGCAACAGCACGGCGGCAGCAGGUGGGACGGCAGGCGGCGGGACGAGCAGUGGCGGCCGCACGGACACGGCGGAAGCGGCGUCUGCAUCCGUGGCAGGCUGCGAUGUGGGCAAAGGCAGAUGGGUGCCGUCCAGCGCCCCCCCUCCGUACACGGGCUUCACGUGCACGACGCUGCGGGCAUACGAGAACUGCCAGAAGAACAAACGCCCCGACUCCGCUUACCUCAACUGGCAGUGGCAGCCGGACGACUGCGACCUCACCAGGUUCAACCCCGCUGCGUUUGUGAGCCGCUUCAGCAACAAGGUGCUGGGCAUUUCAGGCGACUCCUUCUCCUCCAACUUCGGCAGCUCCAUCCGCUGCAUCAUCGCCUCCUUCACCGCCACCAAGGACUUCUCGUCCACAUGGUAUGGGCAGGACGUGCGCGGCUACAAGGUGCCGGCGUACAACAUCACCUUCCUCUCGCUCUCCGCUGUCUUCCUCGUUGACGCCACGCCCAUGGGUGCGGCAAAGAGCAGUGGCACGUGGAAGAUUCACCUGGACAAGCCCAAGGAGGUCUGGGCGUCCGUGCUUCGCUUCCUGGACGUCUUCGUCUUCACCACGGGCCACUGGUUUGUCAAUGCCCCUCCCAAGCUGCGUCAGUUCUACAUCAAGGGAGUGUUUCAGAGUGACAUCACCCCGUUCCAAGCCAUGACCGUCGCUCUCUCCACCGUGCGCGACUUUAUUCUCGAGUCUGGCUACCGUGGCGUGCCCAUCAUGCUCUCGUACUCGCCGUACCACUACGAGGAAGCAUAUGGGGGCGACCCAAAGAAGAGCUGCAAAGGAGCACAGAGGCCGUUCACAGACGCGGAGGUAGCUGUUGCUGAGAAGGGCACAGAGGCGCUGGAUGCACUGGCCACUCAGCUGAGCGUGUUCCAACAAGUGUCACAGCCACCAGUGAAGGCAAAGGAGAGGGCCACGUUUAGAAUCAUGGACGUGACUCGACUCAGCCUGAAGCGGCCAGAUGCUCACUUGCAGAACUACACUGGUGGCUCUGGUACAGACUGCUCCCACUGGUGCAACCCCGGACUGCCAGAUACAUGGUCAGAUAUCCUCUAUAGCAUACUGAUGUCAUAAGCUUAGAUUGCAUGCUACCUUGCUAGCGGCUUUGGCAUCGAAGACCACUUCGGAUAAAGAGAUACACCAAUACAUUGGAUAAUAAAGGCAUGUAAUCUAU